Messenger RNA from Yamadazyma tenuis ATCC 10573, 369 nucleotides. The record is from RefSeq and is a predicted model, not a curated record. NCBI's taxonomy places the organism in Eukaryota, Fungi, Ascomycota, Pichiomycetes, Serinales, Debaryomycetaceae.
AUGUCAUCUGGAUCCCUAGGACAUCGGGUGAAACAGAAUCUAGAGUACCACAAUUUAUGGUCAGACGUACAGACUUUCGUCAUUGGUUCUGGUCCAUCAAUUGUUGACAUAUUGUAUGCGGCACCACCAAACAAUCCAUCCACUACCAAUCCCACAGAUUUAGAGUUGGACGGUGGCAAACAAUGGAUUAUUCCACAGGCAGUUGAUUCCCAAAAAAAUCUUUCGGUCAAGCAGAUAAAUACUUGGUUUGUAGAGAUUGGUAAAAUCUCGGGUCAGAGACCUAAGAGUAUUCUCAUUGCCCUUGUUAAUGAUGAUUCUACGGUGGUGUACUAUAAAAUUCACGAUGGAGUAGCUACCCCAAAACAGUAA